This is a messenger RNA of Lactuca virosa, 1897 nucleotides long. The record is from the annotation of a GenBank genome assembly. NCBI's taxonomy places the organism in Eukaryota, Viridiplantae, Streptophyta, Magnoliopsida, Asterales, Asteraceae.
AUGAAGAUAAAGAAGAACAAAGGAAGGGUUCUCUGUUCGCUUGGUUUCUUGAGCUGCUUCUACCGUUCUACGCCUCUGCAACUUGCAAAGCACACAAUCAGAGCCUUUAAUCCAUCAACGAGCCGCGCUGUCGAUCGAUGUAGUGCUGUUUCGCUACUUUCACCGAGGAUUCCUUUACCUAAUCUCUCCAUUACUCCAUUUUCUCUUUUACUGGGAGAAAGAGCGCAGAGAUGGAUGCAUAUAUACUCACAACAUUGAAGCCAGAUACCAUGCCUACUACAAUUUGCGGAUAGAGAAAGAUUAUUGUCUUCCUGAUGGUUAUCAGCGAUCUUCCACAUGUUGUGAACCCUAGAGGCCAUAACAGACGGAAAGUGUAAGCAAUUAUUAGGGUUCCAUAUAGAAACUUGCUAUUUAUUAUUCCAUUCAACAAAAUGUAUGAGAUUGACAGAAUUCCUCGAGUGUGUAACAACGUUCUAGCCACUGAAAUUCAAAUGAUUCCUGGAAACCUACUCGGACUUCCAGAAUAUCAUUUUGAAAGUUCACAAAUGGGAUUUUUCAGCAGGUUAAGUUAUGUUAACCUUCGAACACAAGAGAUUUUCGACAAGUUGGUUGAUUUAUAUGCCCACAUGUUUGUGGGUCAGUGGGAUCCCUACAGAAAGUUUAUGGACAUAUUUCCACCUCCACCAGGCGUAUCUUCAGAGAUCUAUAUUGCGCGAUGUUACAUCUCUAUGUGGUUCAUCGACCUUUAUGUUUCCAAUCGUGAGGCUGUAAGCAAGCUUUCUUUUGUUGCAUUCAACGAAAGAUAUCAAGGAGAAUUCUUUCGAUUCUCCCAUGAGUAUGACUCUUAUUUGACUUCACUCAAUGCUUCAAUCCGACCCACUCAUGUUAAAUUUACUCUUGAUAACGCCCUAUACAUACCCAUUAUAGGCGAGUGUAUCGAUGUUAACAAUGCAAACCCAUUUGGCAUUAAUAACUUCACACUUGAAGAAGAGCUCUUUCAUGGUAUUACCCAAAUCAUGAAAGAAAAAAAUCUUUGGCAUUUCGCUCCACUCUCAAGUGAUGCAAGAGGACGACCAUGGUGGUUAUUCGAUUGGCACAUUAAAGAUUGUGUUUGCUCCUGGUUUCCACCUGAUGACAACUACACUCUUGAAGAUCUCGCCCUUGCUUAUAUUCUUGGAACUGCAUGCUCUCCUAAUCUUGGAGUAAGGGAUGUUGAUGAUUGGCAAUACUUUUCUGAAGGCAUUGUACCACACGAUCCAAAUCCAAUGAACUAUGAUCGUGUAGUUGACAGAAGGUUUUAUGGGUCUCAUGAAGUUAGGACCAUGGAGAUUGAGUCCGACUUUUCUGUCCCACAAAAUGUUUCUCAUGGCUACCAAACCAGACAGUUGCCAAGGUACAAGUUAAUCGACUGGGUGUAUCACCAUUGUGUUGAUCUGAAGAUGGAUAGCCACGAAAGGACCAAUGCCCUUAGAUGUCUCUUGGUUGCUUGAUUGCAACAUAUUACUUGGGAUCUUUUUUGGAAUGAACAUUUCUAAAUCAUGAUUAAUAAAGAUUAUGACUUUGCUUCAAUUUGCUUCAUGCCCAUUAUUUCUCAUUACUAUGCUCGAUUAGUAUGUGCUAUAAUGCCUCGUUUAAAGUAAUAGAACUCAUGUCAUCUUCAUGCCUAGCCUAUACAAAGGCCCAAAUAGAUCUAAGGGAGGAGGGAGUCGUGAGAAAGGUUAGAAAUGGGUUAGGGUGGUACUGGAGGUACCGCUGGGUUACGACCCCUUGAUUAGUGGUUGCAGCGGGUUGGAGAAUUCAUUAUAUUCCAGCGGGUUAAUGAACCCGUCAUUCAUAUCUAUGUAUGUGAAAUAAAUUGUGGAGUAAAGUUGGAGUCUGCCUCUUUCUUUGAUUGGAC